Gossypium raimondii (Peruvian cotton) is the source of this 1804-nucleotide messenger RNA. RefSeq names its product probable protein S-acyltransferase 17. Gene Ontology annotation, biological process: protein targeting to membrane; peptidyl-L-cysteine S-palmitoylation. Lineage: Eukaryota; Viridiplantae; Streptophyta; Magnoliopsida; Malvales; Malvaceae. Gene Ontology annotation, molecular function: protein-cysteine S-palmitoyltransferase activity. Bases 334 to 1515 code for a protein of 393 amino acids. The record is from RefSeq and is a predicted model, not a curated record. The transcript has 10 exons. Gene Ontology annotation, cellular component: endoplasmic reticulum; Golgi apparatus.
AACUGAUACAGGCCAUGACCCCAUUCCCAAAUUCAUAAGGAAAGAUCCAAUCCAAUGAACAAUUCAAUAAUCAAAUAGGAAAAGAUUUCUGAUAAAUUGUCUCUCUGUUCAGUUCGUGCACUAAACAAUUCAAUACCAUGAAGUUAGAACAAACAUCCGAAAAACCAAACCCCAACUAAGAAACUGCCAUAAAAGUAAAACAAAACAUCGAAAAGUCAAACCAAUCCACCUCUUCCUGAAAAUCUUCCAGAUUUUCUCUCACAAAAUACCCCUUUUUUCCCUGUGUCUCAAAGACCCAGAAAAAGCUUCGCCCCUUUAUUCUUGUUCACAAAGAUGUCUUUGCAUUGGGCAUUGAUAUGCCAUGGGUUGAUAACUCUUACAAUAGUUGUUUCCUUCCUUUGUGGGCAGUGGCCUAUCUUCCAAGGAACACCCAUCAGCUCUAUCCAUCGUUUCCUCACUUUCGGAGCUUAUCAAUACUUCCUGAGGUUUAUUGGGGCUGUUUUUGGAGAUAGAGGAACAAAUUUGAUCCUUUCCGUUGAGUAUUAUUGUUGUGAUAGGCCUAAUCCUAUCUUACAGCUUAUAUACUUGGCAAUAAUUGGAACGACUUAUUACAUUAUAGUGAAGACGUCUUUUAGCUAUAUUCCUGGGUACUAUCUGAGUGAAGUUCAUAGGUACGCAAGUUUUUUGGCUGUUGCUGUCGGCAUUCUGCUCUUUCUAGUAACUAGCUUUUCUGAUCCGGGGACUGUGAAGGCUGAUAAUGUUUCACGAUAUCUAUCUGCUUAUCCUUAUGACAAUAUCAUCUAUACCGAGAAAGAAUGUCCCACUUGUAAAAUUCCAAAACCUGCUAGAUCGAAGCACUGCAGCUUAUGCAAUCGAUGCGUUGCUCGCUUUGAUCAUCACUGUGGAUGGAUGAAUAACUGUAUUGGGGAGAGAAAUACCCGAUACUUCUUGGCUUUUCUUUUAUGGCAUUUCCUUCUUUGCAUUUAUGGGACAAUUGCUAUUGGAUUGGUUCUUGCUGGACGAUUGAAAGAAUUGCAAAUUGUGCAUGUUUUAACAGUUUAUUAUCGUGUGGAUAAUUCUCUUCGCAGUUUAGCUCCGUAUGUCGUACAGUGGCUAUUAGACGCACAUAACACCCAGAUACUUCUUAUGGUGUUCAUGGGUGUAGUUUCUCUCUUGUUAGCGGGUUUCUUCGCAUAUCACGCUAAUCUUUGUCUCACGAACACAACAACAAAUGAGACCUUCAAGUGGCAAGACUACAUAAGCUGGCAGAAGAAACUGAUCGAAGCACGAGCGAGUACAGCGGCACUGAAAGCGAACAUCGCCGGGAUGACUACUGAAGGAAAGCCUCGAGAGAGCAAAUGUAAAUCCUUCUUCAGACAGUCCCUUCUACAGGAUACUGAAGCCAUUGUAAAGAAGAAUGUGUAUGAUAAAGGGUUCUUUCACAAUCUCUACGAGGUCGUUUUCCCAGUUUCAACAAGAGCAUCAUUUUUGCAUACUAAAUCGAAAUCCGGCUAAAGCUUUGUCGACUGAUAUUACAUAUUCAUUCACUCAACUUCUGCUGUUAUCCGUGCUUAACCUCCGUCAGUCAAAUCAUGUUCUCAGCCAGAAGUUCAAGAUGGGAUAAUCGCAUCGAAAUCUCGAGGUUGGGAUUUGGAGGAUAGUCCAUUUAUACAGCUUCUUGAUGGCUUAAUGUUAUUGUCCUUGAAAAUGGGAAUCCAGACAUUGUUACUUUUGUAAGAUGAACAACAUUGGAGACUAAAGAAAUUAAAGAGAGUACACUCUCUGUGUUACUUUUUGGCUGGAA